CUCAUAAGUUGGCGGCUGGGGAUCAGAGGGUAAAAUAACUGCUGGUGGCUCAGACCCCGUUAUCAAAGCCGCAAAGUCUUGAUAGAACCAAAGACAUAAGGGGUACAUCGUUUUACCCUAAUUUUGCCUUGAACCAGUUAUACUAGAGAUGCUCAGGAUUAUAAAGUGGUGCCCCUGGCCGAUCAGAAUCCAUCUUUUGUGGGUGCUUACGUACGUAGGUGUAUUCUGCCCUCUAAUCCCUGGCUGCCGACUUUGUGCUAAUUAAGGAGACAGAAUAUCAGAAUAUGCAAGCAUCCGGCAAAACAUACAAAAACCAAACUCCGCACACCAGUGUCUCACUUUACUUUUCAUAGGGGUGAAUGACAUCACCGCAAAGAUCGACAUGAGCAUGCGAUCAGCCCUUUCAGCCGGCUGCCGCGAGGUUAUGAAACUGUGCGCCUCCAACUCCGACCAUGCAGGGACUUGCAUCUGGGCUGCGGGGAAGGGUAUCGGCUCGAUCCUAUUAACCCGACCUAUUGCUUCGGCAAGUGUACGAUCACUCACCCAAAGUCGGGGUUCGGAUAUACAUUUGGGUAAGUGACAUGGGUAGUAAGCAGUUAGGUAAGUGGUCGACGAUACCAAAAAGUGAACUACCCGAAGAUGGACCACCACGUUUAUCUCACCUCACCCCCGCGUCUCGUCUCGUUGCACAGAAAUUCCCCUCUCUAGAGACCUUAAGUAGAAGCAAGUUAUUUGUCGAGAAUCAUGUCGCGUCCGUUUGAAAAGGUUAUUAUUGUGGGAGCUGGCCCCUCGGGUUUGCUCCUCGCGCUGCUCCUAUCCAAACAUGGGAUCUCCGUGGAGGUCCUUGAAGCAUCCCACGAGUUGGAUAAGCAGCCGCGUGCGGCGAUCUACGGGUCCCCCGCCAUCCCGGAUCUGCGCCGGGCGGGCGUCAUCGACGAGAUCCGCCGGCGGGGUAUGAGUCCGACGUCGAUGUCCUGGCGAAGAUUCGAGGACCAUAGCUGGAUUACUGGGAUGGACGCCCAGGUCCUGAAGAAUAUGAACGGCGAAGACAUGCGCAUGGCUUGUUUAGCCCUGGAUCAGUUAGACGAGUUGAUGCUCGAGGAGUUUCUGACCAAGUACAAUGGUAAGAUUAAUUGGAAACACAAGGUCGUCGGUACGGGUCAAGAUGAGAAACAGGCCUGGGUCGAUGUAGAAACGCCAGAAGGUAAAAAGAAAAUCUAUGGCGACUACGUCGUUGGGUGUGACGGUGCGGGAAGCGCCGUUAGGAAAUCCCUCUUUGGCGACGAGUACCCCGGCUUUACUUGGGAGAGGCAGAUCGUAGCAACAAAUAUAUACUACGAUUUCACCAAGUUCGGGUUCAAAGACUCGAAUUUCAUCUUACAUCCUGAACAUUUUUAUAUGGCAGCCAGGCUCACGAAAGACGGGAUGUACAGAGUGACGUACGGCGAAUCGCCCGGCCUAACCUGGGAGCAGAUGCAAGAGCGGCAACCCUGGAAAUUCGAGCUGAUGCUUCCCGGCCACCCCAAACCAGGCGAGUACAAGAUGAUCAACAUGUCGCCGUAUAAGAUGCACCAGCGCUGCGCGCCCAAGUUCCGCGUAGGUCGGAUCCUGCUAGCGGCCGACGCGGCGCACCUAUGCAACCCGUGGGGCGGGAUGGGCAUCACGGGUGGAUUCGUCGAUGUUGGCGGCCUGUACGACUGCCUCUCGGGGAUCUGGGAUGGGAAGGCGGACGAGUCGAUCCUAGAUUUGUACAGCGAGAAGCGGAUCGAGAAGUGGAAGACGGUCAUCGAUCCCAUCUCUCAGAGCAAUUUCCGCCGCGUGUCGGACAGCGACCCGGAUACCCUGUUGGAGCGCGACCCUGUCAUGCAGGCGUGUAAAGAUGCCGAGAACGAUUUCGAGAAGCAGAAGGGAAUGUACCUGAAUUUCUUUGACAUGAAGUACGAUUUUACUCAGCAUUAUAAGACGGCGUGA
Molecule: messenger RNA, 1971 nt
Organism: Annulohypoxylon truncatum
Lineage: Eukaryota; Fungi; Ascomycota; Sordariomycetes; Xylariales; Hypoxylaceae
Product: FAD/NAD(P)-binding domain-containing protein
Exons: 4
Coding region: 745-1971 (408 amino acids)
Biological process (GO): ubiquinone biosynthetic process
Cellular component (GO): mitochondrion
Molecular function (GO): oxidoreductase activity; FAD binding
Source: RefSeq, a predicted model, not a curated record